GUUCAAGUUGGUGGUGGUAGUGGAAGUGGUGGAACGGAGCGCGGACCAGUCGAGCCUCCCUCGCACACGUAAGAGCGUGAAACGGAGUCGAGAGUACACGAGGUGAGCCAGUUCGCUGUCGACUGCGCUCGGAACAGGACGUGUGUCGUCCCACGUCGAGUCCGUCCGCGACCUGAACAGAGACUCGCGAGAAGACACCUCCGAACGUCGCGUUCGUUCGGGAGUUUUUGUUGGGACCACCAAGGGAACCCCAGACACUUUGGUUUUUCGCACGUGCCGAGAUUUUGUGGUUCCUCUGUAUCGCGAGGAGAGGAGGGAAAAAGUGUAUUUGUGCGUGAGGGUGCGUGAAUCGAGGAAAGGAGUAACCGGCGAAGUGCCGGUGGUCCGUGAGGGGAGAAUGCCAGACCACGUGGUGGAAAGUACGUUCGAGCUUUCAGCUUUCAUGAAAGCCGGUGUCAUGGCCGGUUCCGAGAGGGACAGCGGCUCCUGCAGCAGCGUCGACGAGGACAGCAGAUCGAGCCUGCAUUCGCCUACCUCGUCCGAGGACAGUGUCGAAGUGCAGGUGACACCGAUCUCGUUGCGGAACAAGCGGAAGCUGGCGGAGCCGCGAAAGAUCCAAGAACCGGCAGUCAUUGCCGCGCCAUUGAAGAAGAGACGGUUCGAGCCUAUUUCCGAGGAGACCACCGUGGAUCAGGAGGAGACCAGGUCGCUGAGCACGCCAAAUCCCUUCCGACCGUGGAUUCCUGCCUCCUACAAAAACGAGUCCAAGGCAACCGCGACUUCGUCCUCGUCGACGACGACGGUGACGAGCACGAUUUCCAACUCGACAGCGACGACAACUGCGACGACGUCGACGACGUUGACGACAACGCCAUUGUCCAGCGAGGGAAAAGAAGAAGAGAGGAGGGGAGAUCAAGACGAGACGACGCAGAGGCUACACGAAUCGUUUAGGAGACUCCAGCAUGCUACUGACCACGAUCGAUCGGCUGUUUCCUCGCGACGAGAGCCUCGUCAGAGGUUGUUCGACUCGACAACGCCAACAGCAGCAACGACGUCGACUCCGCCGAGCGUCAUCGCUCUAGCGCAUCCUAGGCUGCAGGAUGAACCGUUGUCCUUGGUGGUGAGAAACGAGGCGCCCAGAGUGCCGUCGCAUCCCGCCGUCAGUGGCUCCUACGAGAAAACGCCGUCGUACAUGAUGGAGCACUUGUUGGCGACUUCGUCCGGUCAUAAUCAUCAAAAUCACGAGACUCAUCCGAGCCAGCGGAGUCACCAGAGUCACCAAGUGGCCUCCGCGUCGAGACACCACCACCAGGGCGGCCAGCAGAGAAAUUACAAGAACAUGACGAGAGAAAGACGGAUAGAGGCGAAUGCUCGAGAGAGAACCAGGGUGCAUACCAUCAGCGCGGCCUUCGACACGUUGAGACACGCGAUACCCGCCUACUCGCACAACCAGAAGCUAUCGAAGCUAUCGGUACUGAGGAUCGCCUGCAGCUACAUCAUGACACUCAGCAAGAUUCUCGGGAAGGACAGCGAGGUGGCCACAAAAAGCAACGGCAUUGCGGGCUUGGGCAGUUGCGUGGACCUGGUCUCCAGGACCAUUCAGACGGAGGGCAAGCUCAGAAAGCGGAAAGACGACUAAACGAAUCAAGGUUUCCACCUCAACAGCGGGAACAAUAUAUGAAGAUAAAGGACAAUGGGAUCUGUAACGAAAAACAGCAGGACAUGUCCCGCCUCGCAUUGUCAAACGCUUAUACGUCUUCUAUUCUCGAUGCCAUUUGAUUCGUGGGGAGGUCAACCUAGGGUUAAGUAAGCUGUUAACCUAAGCAACUAAUCCUCGCCGGUCUCUACGCUGCGCGUAUUAAUUCGUAGUGUAUCGAUCAGGAAUGCGUUAACUUAGAGUCGCGACGGAAGGACUUUCGAAAGACUUGAUGAUAAGAUUAAUUAAAUUGAGUCUUGCUCGCAGAACACGAUUAUAGGAUUAACUACUUGUCGUUUUACAAAAAUUGUAUAUUACGCUUUUUGAAAUCAUAAUAAGCUUUAAAUUCUAAUGGACACUGUCAGCAGAGAAUUUUUUGCGACGCCCGCAAUGGGAAUUCGUCUACCUACCUACCGAUAGCAGUUGCGCAACCAGACAAUAAAACUUUAGAGAGAUUCUCAUACUUAGAUCACGCCUGAUUUACAACAGACACUGCUCAUUGCACCGCGUCACGGACAUUACGGUAGAGAACGGCGAACGUUUAUGUAGGAUUUGAUAAUUCACGAUAGAAGCUAGUCUUGAAGUUAUCUUAACCCUUUCGAAGCGGUAAUGGCAACGGUAAGCUCGUUACAUUUCAUUUGCUUAUCCCAAAAAAUACAUCGAGACUUUUACUUUUAAGUGCAAAAAUUUCAAGACUUUUAAACUCUCUUGUGAAGUGUAAAUUAAAUGUACACAAAUUUUUCAUAAAACAAUUCUCUACACUGAGAAAAAAAUUUUAUUGGACAAACCAAUUAUAAUAAAUAGUAUCUCCAACGGUUAAUAUCUUUUCCGAUUAAAUGAAAGAUGCUUUGAUCUGAAGAAAUGCAUCGAUGAAAUUUGAUCGAAAAAUUAGAAUAUACACAGUAGAAAAUAGUGUGUUUAAAUGUUAAAAUUUUCUUGUGUUACCAAGAUUUGAUUCUUACUUCAAUGUAAAAUUAACACAA
Vollenhovia emeryi is the source of this 2679-nucleotide messenger RNA. It is a transcript of the gene net, whose product is annotated as mucin-5AC. Gene Ontology annotation, molecular function: DNA-binding transcription factor activity; protein dimerization activity. Bases 398 to 1639 code for a protein of 413 amino acids. NCBI's taxonomy places the organism in Eukaryota, Metazoa, Arthropoda, Insecta, Hymenoptera, Formicidae. The record is from RefSeq and is a predicted model, not a curated record. The transcript is spliced from 2 exons.